AGCAUUGUCUACGUGUUAACAGGGCAAGACACUUGAUUUAAGGAUUAUAUUUGACAGGUGUCAUUAGUUUUACAAUGGAAGACUGUGGCUUUUUCAGUGUAAAAAAUAUCCUAACAGUGACAAGGUGUAUCGCAUUUCAAAUAAACGUUCAGUAACUGGCAAGAAAACAUUAUUAUUAUUUUUAAAAAGAAUUUUUUUUUUUUUUUUUUUUUUUUUAAAUAACUGUCAGUCUAGAAAUACGUAUAGAAUAAAAGUGCGUGUGUUUUUUAUAUCCCCACUGAAAAGGGUGACAAGUUUAUUUAUAGCUGGGCCAGUAUUCGACUGCUACGUAUGUUUACAUGCACCCGUUUGAUAUCGCCAACAUUAUACACGGGACACCGGUAAAAUAUCCACUGGGACGGUUACACUGUACGAUGACGUCACCGAUAGGAAAUUACUAAUCCAUUAUGUGUGUGGGCAUUUAAUACUUUUUCACGGAAGUGAAGUGCAAGGAUUUUUAAACAGCAAUGUCAGUGGUGUGGAUGUACACAGGUGUUAUAGUGUACCUCGCCGUGCUGUUUACAACAGUCAACGCACAAGACGCCGGUACAGGUAAAGAAACUAGUGGAGAAAAGGUUUUUAAUUCAACAUUGGACAUGCCGUCACCAGACGAUAAUGAGACGUUAGAAGUGAUGGCCGUGGAACAAGGGGCUAGUGUUGGUGUUGUGAUGGGCAUCGUCAGCGGCGUUGUCAUCCUAGUCGCUGUUGUCGUCGUCGUCCUCGCCGUCUGGAUCAGACGAAAGCGUCAAAGAGACAUCGAAUUCGAAAGGGCGAAAAAAGUACAAAGAUCGUCUGCCAUCACUGCUGGGGUCUAUAUCGAUUUGGCAACCGAUACACCCAUCGUAAAGAAGCCCGUUGUCUUCGCCGAAUCCUCAGAGAUGGAGAAACUAAGGAAGGACGACGGGGAGGAAAUAGCAUAAACACGGAUACGAUCGUUCUGUAAAUAGUCCAGUAUUCCAAAGACUUCAUUAUUUCCAGUAUACUUGUCUGAUGUCAGCUAACAUGAAAUGUCACCCUGCUUUUCUCACCGGUCAAAAUGAUAUGCCACGUCAUCAUCUGCAUAAUGCAAAUUUGAGAGUCAACACUGUUAAUACUUUAUUAUAAAUAGUGAUUACUAGUAUCUUCCAGUGAUCUGAGAGAAACGAAUUGGAUUAUUGACGUUAAUCGGCAACCUGAUGAGAUACAUAAUCUGAUAUGUAAUGUGUAUUACUUAACAAAAUUGUUGUUGUGGAGAAAAGGAAAGUCGUAUCGAAGACUAAAGGGAAAGUACUAGAUGGAAAACAAAAUGACAAAUAAUACGUUAUACUAACUGCAUUAUCUAGUGCUCAUUUGCUAUGGAACAAAAAGCGGAAAAGGGACACGGGAUACCAAGGCUGUUAAAAGCGGCUCGAUCCAUAGGGGACUGCUGAAUGAACAAAUGCUCUGUUAACAAUGCGAUUGUGAUUAUCACAGUUUGUACACAGAUAUCUGAGGUUACGUCAAUAUAUGUGAUCAUUUUACCAACGUCCAUUUUAUCUCUGCCAAGUUAAACACGGUGAUCAAUGCUGAAUUCAUGUAGACGAACAUUCAUCGCUUUGUUCUGGAUCCGGCUUUUCAGGACGUCACUAUAAAGUUAAAAAGUACAGUUAAAGAGACUUUCAGUAGUUACGUUUUUAACAGUUUCGCGCUCUCGUUUCCUUAAGGCAGCAAAGCAAGUUGCAGAUGGUUCUGCAAUGUUGUGUGACCCCUCACAUUUUACAAGAGUUUUAUUUGGUUUAAUAAACAGUCAGUAAGUUAAUACUAGUACUAUCUACACAUUAAAACGUUUUGAAACUUGUUAAUCUUUUUCAUCAAACGUAAACUUCAAAAGCGCCUAAUUCCCUUUGCCCCAUGAAGUUUUAUAAGGUAGGUAAGUUAAUAUGGAUUUUAACUACCAUCUUUAAAUUAAAACAAAUAAAACUUGUUAAACUUUGUGUCAAAAAUAAUCUUUUCCUCUUGGUCCAAUAAUACUAAGGUCUCGCAUGCAAAAGAAAUAAUAAUGUUUCUUCAAUAAAACAUUUUCGUUGUUAAAAUUAUUGCUUAUAUGGAUAUAACUUGAGGCUGUCUGUAGGUUGAUUUAGUUUUGCUUUGUACAGCUAUGUUGUAAUCAUUGAAAUCUUGUAUUCGUGUAACCGAUUCAAGGAAUGAUGAAAAAGGCGUGAGGGUCGGGCAACAUGAUUUGUAUUAAUUACUUUUAGGAAUGAAAGUACUAUAGACUAAUUCUGAAUCAUAAAUCAUAUUUUUUAUUAACAACUCGAUCUAGGAAUUCAAAUACAACUCUGUUUUAAGAACCCUAUCAACAUUCGUCAUUAAUAUCUUAAUCGGAUAUGUUAAAACAAUACGAAUACACAUUGUAAGCAAACGUCUUAAAUUAUUUAGUGUAUCGACUUGACCUUUCUUUUAAGAAACAGGUCCAAAUACAAUGUAAGUAGAAAACAGGUCAAAUGGUAAAGUCUAUUAUAGAAAUACAAGGUGAGUUGCUGAAUAUAGUGGACAUUCGGGCUGAUAAUCCGAUUAAACAAUAUAGUGACCAGGGGCAAAAUUAGUAUUUUUCCAGGGAGAGAUGGAACGUUUCAAAUUGGCAACUACAAGAUUCAGGAAGGGGUGCACCGCUUAAAAAGGGCACCUACAAUAUUCAAAAGUACAUAUGCAUUAUAUAUGGCAAUACUCUUCCCAAAGCAGCAAGCCAACGAAGACCGUACGUCCCCAACUAAACAAAAAUUAAUCCAUUGCAUUCAUUUGCUACACACUGGACCUGUCGUGGUAAUUCAAAAUUGUGUGGGGGAGAAGGAAGACCCACCUCCAACACCAUUCUCCUGGAUCCGCCCUGUAGUGAAACUCCAUCUAUCAAAUUAGUUCUGGUCUCCCAUGAUUGAAAUACAUGUACUCUAAUAUGUCCACGGUAACUGAACCAUGCACUAACUGUAGUACAUCAUAUGUGAAUUUUAUUUUAAAGCGUUACUACCUCAAACGGAAUGGGCCGGAUUUACGAAGCCUGUUUAUGUCUUACACGCGUGUAAAUACAAACAUUUAUAACGAGUUUUAGAAAAACAGGAUUCGUAAAUUCGGCCCAUAUGUUUACUUCGAUUUUCUCACGCUUCGCUGACUAUUAAUUAGGAACAUUUUAGCAUUCUGUAUGAUAUAUAGACUUUGCCACAGGUGUUUGAACGUUAUUUCGUCAUACCAAAAAUAUUUUAUCGCACAUAUCGGUAUCGGAGUAUUACAUUUACCGUUAGAAACAGCACGAAUGUAUUCGUUUUAAUAUAUUUUUUUUUUUUUAGAAUAAGUAAAAGUUUAUGGGUUGAAUUAUGACCUUUCGAUUUAUUUGUAAAUCCUAAUAUUAGAACCUAGAUCAUUCUAAAAUAUUUGCAUUAUAUUGUGUGUUUGGUUAUGUUUUUAAAUGUUUUUUAUUUUUGUUUUUGUGUACAACUGUUUGUAUGUGGGUUUUUUUUUAUCCAUCUUAUUAAACAUACAAUACUCUUUAAAUUAAAAACGUUUGUCCAUUAUAAAAAAAAUAAAAAAUAAAAAUAAUAAAUAAAUAAAUUACUAUACUGUCAUUUUCAAGUGCAGGACCGUUGAAGUCGAGAGGUUGGCUAUAGUCCGUCCCAUUGGGAACGCUUUUUUUCAUAUUAUAAAAUUUACUACUAGUUAUUUAUUUCUGAGCCGAUUUCUAAAUUGCAUACAUUUUUUUUCGUUGUUUCCAAAACACUUUUACUUUUUUUCUAAAGUCAAACCAAACUGAAAUUAUUUAUUUAAAAAAAAUAAAAAACAUUUUUGUAGGAUUGGACGGACUAUAGGUGAAAAUCUCGUCAGACAUGUUACCGCAUUGAGCUAUCAAAACUAUUUGUUAACGCUCAUUUCCGUAUCUUAAAUAAUAUCACUAUCAUUCAUUAUAUUAUAUAUGUACUAGCUUCUACACCCUCCGGCGGGCCUGAACUAAAUUCGUUCAGUAUGUUAGUUUAUAUAUUACUACGACAAACAUCUUUGAUCCUUGGGGCCAAAGCUAUUAAGGCCUACUGUUUUUAUCUUUCUUUUCACAUCUUGCCGUACAAGAUACAUUUGUAUUCAAUUUUCAGCGUUACCUUUGUAAAAGGACUGGACAAAAACAGAACAAAAUUUAUUCAGAAUACAAAUAUGAUCUUCAACAAAUUAUUAUUUAAUGUUAUGUGGUUUGGUAUAAAUUAUUUUUCUAUCGUGUAAAGAAGUAAAACAGCAAUUAUAGCGUUGGAAUAAUUAUACUAAACGCUUAAUGGAAUCUUUAUAGCGAUAAUGUGUUCUCUAUUUUAACAUGUAAAUUCUGUAUAUAUUGAUGUUUUAAUAAUAAAUAUUUCAAAAUAA
Messenger RNA from Gigantopelta aegis, 4395 nucleotides. RefSeq lists its product as uncharacterized. The coding region runs from base 507 to 959 and encodes 150 amino acids. The record is from RefSeq and is a predicted model, not a curated record. The transcript is spliced from 4 exons. NCBI's taxonomy places the organism in Eukaryota, Metazoa, Mollusca, Gastropoda, Neomphalida, Peltospiridae.